AUGCCAAAAUACCGCAGGGUGAUCGUCUUUGGUGCCACGGGCGAUGUGGGUUCCGACGCUGCCCUUCGAGCCCACCACGAGGGUGCCGCGGUUUCGCUUGCCAUGCGCAAUCCUUCCACCCCUAUCCCUAAAAUUGAUGGUCUCCCUUUCAAAAGAUACAAAGCGGAUUUGACUCAGCCUGACACCCUGAGAACAGCGGUUCGCGUGGCGGACGCUAAGGCUGCCUUCAUCUACGGAAUCUUCAAUGGCCCUGAUUAUAUGAGGACAGCUCUCCGAGCUCUCAAAGAAGCCGGUAUUGAAUAUGUCGUCUUCUUAAGCAGCUUCAUCAUUCUGACCGACAUUCACGCCGUGGACCCUUCAGACAUAGUCCCCUGGGAGCAUGCCCAAGUGGAAAUCGCGCUAGAGGAAGUCUACGGACGCGAUUCCUACGUUACAGUACGGCCAGCAUUCUACUCUAGCAACAUCCUGCAUGAGAAGCAUGCCAUAUUGCAGGGCGAAGUGAAGUUACCUAACCCUGAUGCGAAAUUUGACUUCAUCGCGUCCGAGGAUAUUGGCCAUGUCGCAGGAACGAUCCUGGUCAAUGGCGCACCAGAGCAUAUUGUCCGGCUUCUUGGGCCUGAGGAAAUGGCACUGAGGGAUGCUGUACUCAUUGUUGGGGAUGUCCUAGGGAAGGAAGUCCGAGUCACCCGAAUCUCCAGGGAGGAGGCUGCGGCUCAAAUGGAAGCAGCCGGGAUGCCUACACCUAUGGUUAAUUGGCACCUUCACAAUGUUAUCGAUCGUCCAGGCUCGUAUCUUCAGAGUCCCGAUGCACCCACGGCGCGUGACAGCAUCUUGAGCUAUGCGAAGCACCCCCCGCACCGUUUUCAAGAGUGGGUGGAAAAGAACAAGGGAAGAUUCCUUGACUAA
Aspergillus affinis is the source of this 906-nucleotide messenger RNA. Its product is annotated as NmrA-like family protein. The transcript has a single exon. The record is from RefSeq and is a predicted model, not a curated record. Bases 1 to 906 code for a protein of 301 amino acids. NCBI's taxonomy places the organism in Eukaryota, Fungi, Ascomycota, Eurotiomycetes, Eurotiales, Aspergillaceae.